Molecule: messenger RNA, 720 nt
Organism: Phytophthora infestans T30-4
Lineage: Eukaryota; Oomycota; Peronosporomycetes; Peronosporales; Peronosporaceae
Exons: 3
Coding region: 1-720 (239 amino acids)
Source: RefSeq, a predicted model, not a curated record
AUGUUGAAAUCGAUCUUGUGCUGCUCGAUUACUUUUUCCGCUCGCUUCAUCAACGCUGUCUUAGAUGAAGUCGUGCGGCUUGGUGAUUCAUACAAUGGAAACUUCAAGAAAGCGAAUUGGAAUCGCAUUGUCAGAGCAUUCAACGACGGGCUAUUGACCGGCCAGACACGAGAUCGAAAGCAACUGCAGAGCAAGAUUGCAGAGCUGAAAAAGAAAUACAGGACAUACGCUGCAAUGAAGGCAAACAGUGGGUUUGGGUGGGACCCUACCACAGGGAUGCCUACGGCUCCAGAUUCUGUGUGGGACGACUUAAUCGCUGUGUACCCUCAAGCAAAAGAAUUCAAAAGCAGACCUCUCUUUAUGUACCACGAACUGGACAUAAUUAUGUCUCGCACCGCUGCAACCGGUGCAUUCGCUGUUUACGAUGAGCAUAUUAUAAGCCUUGCACGACCGGCACCGUCGUCUCUGAGUGGACUAAGCAACGACUCCGGCGAUGAAGUACUCGACACAUCAAAAGCCGACAGCUUACCUGCGCGGACGAAGCAAUUAAAAUCUAAGGAUAUGUUUACGGACGAAGUCCCAGUUCACCAGCGCUUCAGGUUCAUUAAGCUACUAGCAACUCAACCGAACGCGGCAACCAUGUUUUAUGGGAUGGACGACGAAAGCCGCCGAUAUAUGGUAGAGCAGUACCUGCUGACGGACAAUUCAGACUCAGAUUGA